AUGGCCUCGGACUCGGCGCCGUGUCCACUCAGCAGGCAGUUCUGCAGCAACUCCUCCACCUCAUCUUCAUCUCCUGUGACCUGCGGCCGGUCCGGCAGGCGGCAAUCCUGCCUGACCACGUUCUGCCUGCUGCCUGCGGGUCGGUCCGUGAGCGGAGAGGACGCCGGGUUCCUGCUGAGUGGGCUGCUGGACGCCGUGGCGGAGGAGAGCGACGGUCAGAGUGGGAGUGACCGUCCACCUCCUCAGUGCAGCCCAUGUGAGGAGAGGAGCCCCGCCAGCUCGUACUGCCUGGACUGCAGGGAGUACCUGUGCACUAACUGUGUCUGUGCCCACCGGCGGGUUCGCCUCACGAGAGACCACUUCAUCGAGGUGCUCGGGGGCCGCUGGAGGUCAGAGGUCGGACGAGAGCAGGAGAAAGAGUUCGGCAAGUUAGAUUUUGGCUCUCCGCUGCUGUCCGGCCUUCAGGAACUGGCUAGUUUCUGCCUUCAGCAUGACCACGAGGUGUGCCGUUAUUUCUGUGAGACGUGUUCGGUGCCGGUGUGUCAGGAAUGUGCUGCAGCUCAACAUGGUAACCACAGUUUGGUGCACCUGUGGGAUGCGGUGCUGGAGUCCAGAGUGCUCGCCUUCCAGCUGCUGAACGAAGCACAUCAGGCCCGGCAAGCAAUAAAGGUGAGUAUAGAGAAGGCCCAGCUGCUCGCGGAUCUGGUGGAGAUGAAGGCUCAGAAGGUUCAGACAGAUGUUAAAGCCGCCAUCCUUUUCUAUAGAGCAGCUCUGGAGGAGAGGGAGUCCGAGCUGCUCUGGAAGGUGGAGAAGAUCCGGCAGGUGAAGGCCAAGUCCCUUUUCCUGCAGGUGGAGCAGCUGGAGCAGAACCUGUGCGAACUGGACUCCACAGUUUCUGCAGUGACGCGGUUGCUGGGCGCAGGCUUUAGAGGUGGUGGACGCGUCGCAGAGCUGCUGUUGGCACAGGAAUGCAUGAUUUCACAAACUCAAGCCACGCAAACUCUGUGCUCCCUGCUGCGGCCACAGGAGUACGAGUGGUUUCUGUUCACGGGGCCAGACGGGGGGCUGCUCCAGGCACUGCGCUCGCUGGGCCGGCUGAACACGGGGGCGUUCGCCCCACUCUGCAUCGCCCGCGGCAACGGUCUCCGGGAAGCCAUGUGCACCAAACCCACCUCCUUUACCCUUACAGCAAAGGACCAUCAGGGUCAGCAGCGGCAAGAGGGAGGAGACCCCGUAUCAGCUGCGGUCCUGGACGCUAAUGGCAGCGCUACCAUGGCGGACGUGUUGGAUCACAACAACGGCACAUACACUUUCACCUAUGUGGCGCAGAGUGUGGGUAAAAGCCUAGUGUUGGUGCUGGUGGGAAACAGGCAUGUGGAGGGCAGUCCUUUCUCUGUGCAAGUAAUGGCCGGCCACAAGUUUGGUUCGUCUGGGUUGCCCGUGGCCACUUUUGGUGGUGAGGGCAAAGCUGAGGGGCAACUUUGCCGGCCAUGGGGCAUCACGGUGGACUCAGAGGGGUUUGUUAUCGUGGCCGACCGCAGCAACAACCGCGUGCAAGUGUUCGGACCAGACGGAAGCUUCCAGCAUGCCUUCGGCAGCCUGGGCUCACAGCCUGGCCAGUUCGAUCGGCCGGCCGGGGUGGCGUGUGACCUUCAGCGCCGAAUCGUGGUGGCUGACAAAGACAACCACCGCAUCCAGGUUUUUACCUUCCCUGGGCAGUUUCUGCUCACGUUUGGAGAGAAGGGCUCAAAGAACGGGCAGUUUACCUACCCAUGGGACGUAGCGGUCAACUCAUCCAGGCAGAUUCUUGUGUCCGACACCCGCAACCAUCGUGUUCAGCUCUUUGCGCCGGACGGCACAUUCCUCAAUAAGUACGGCUUCGAGGGGGCGCUUUGGAAGCACUUUGACUCGCCACGCGGUGUUGCCUUCACUCGCGAGGAUCACCUGGUCGUCACCGACUUCAACAAUCAUCGUCUGCUGGUGAUCCAGCCCGACUGCAAAUCGGCACGUUUUCUAGGUGCCGAAGGAACCGGCGAUGGACAGUUCAUGCGUCCGCAAGGCGUGGCCGUGGACCAAGAGAACCGCAUCAUUGUGGCCGACUCUCGGAACCACCGCCUGCAAGUCUUCCAGGCUGAUGGAACCUUCCUGUACAAGUUUGGCACACAAGGGGACGGCCCGGGCCAGAUGGACCGUCCGUCUGGUGUUGCGGUAACGCCAGACGGGUUUAUUGUUGUGGUGGACUUUGGGAACAACCGCAUCCUGAAGUUCUAG
Messenger RNA from Colossoma macropomum (tambaqui), 2271 nucleotides. Its product is annotated as E3 ubiquitin-protein ligase TRIM71-like. Gene Ontology annotation, biological process: proteasome-mediated ubiquitin-dependent protein catabolic process; protein polyubiquitination. Gene Ontology annotation, molecular function: zinc ion binding; ubiquitin protein ligase activity; protein binding. The coding region runs from base 1 to 2271 and encodes 756 amino acids. The record is from RefSeq and is a predicted model, not a curated record. NCBI's taxonomy places the organism in Eukaryota, Metazoa, Chordata, Actinopteri, Characiformes, Serrasalmidae. The transcript is spliced from 5 exons.